AACCUUUUUGAUCUACUUGCGUCACUGGAAAAAAAAACCUCAGUAUGAGCUGUGUGUUUCUUAUCAAUGCACCUGCAAAGAGGGAGUGUACUAAGCAACAUCAUUCCAUACCUGCUGUAGGUGAGACAUCCAGACAGACAGGUUAAGCCAGAUUCUCUAAUCUGCCUAGGGCCAGAUUUGACAAUCUAAGAACUGGCCGAUGUAGGGGAAAAGGUGAAAAACAAAACCACAUAGAGGGAAAGGACUCUCAAAUCUCAGGGAGAGAAGAGCACCCAAGAAUAACAGAAAGAAUGAAAGCAAAGAGAGACUUUCUACGUGAACACUGAAAAGAGAGAGUUUAAGAAGAGAUAUUCAUGUGAACCAGGGAGAUUAUACAUGUCCUUGACUCUGCCAUGUCAGAUGAGCCCCCAAAUCCGUUGUCUGAAGGGGAUGGUAUCUCUGAAUGCAUUGUCUGCUUCACACCAUAUGAUGCCCUCUUUCAUCUCCCGAAGAUACUCACCUGUGGUCAUGUCUUCUGUUUGGAGUGUCUUUCUCGUAUUACUGUGGGGUCUACAGAACCCGAGUCUAUCCCCUGCCCUAUAUGCCGGAAGCCAACACCACUGCCACCUAAGAAGGGUCCACCAGCCUUGUCUACUGACCAAGACCUCCUGAAGAGUUUGAACAAAACACCUAGCUGUCCAAUUCCCAGCUUAAGAUUCAGUCGACAACGUGGUCUAUUAUAUAUCGAAAAGAAGAACUCUCUUAAUGUCAGCACGGUCAGCCUCAGUGUGGAUCUGGGGCGUCCUCCACCUCCUGCCCGAUCUCCCAGAAAUCUACGAUCAUUGUUCAGGAAUGGUGGUUGUCUUUUUUAUGGAUCAAUUGGGGCAGCUGUUUUUCUUACCAUAGCUCUUGUUUUGGCUGGGGUGUACAUAUUCUACCUAGUUCCUUUUUCAAUGAUUGGUGGAGGAGGGAACAAUCCACCGGGCCCUAAUGGGGUCAACAUUACCAGUGGAGCUGUAAAUAACUCUAUAGGACCAGGACAUAAUUAGAUGGAAAUAACCAGCACCUUUUAAUGGAAGGAUUUUGUGUGUGUAUUUAAUCAAGACAUUUUGACUACCUUGUUCUACAAGAGAAUGGUCUCAUUUAUUGUAAACUUCUUCCCAUAUUCUGAAAUAAUUCCCAAGCUUUGUAAUGCUGGUUCAUUCAAACAAAAAAAACUGUCUCUUGAACUACAAAACUGUCUAAUUUCAUUAGAAAACAUUGUCGAUUAUUAUAAAAAGUGUCAAUGAAAAUUCUAUGUAGUUUAAUGGUCUAAUUGGAUGGGUGGUAUCAAUUCAUUUCUUAAUAAUACUUUACUAACUCCUUGAAUGUAUGAAUCUUUGGAAAGAUGUCUAGUAUGUGAUAACAAUUGGCUAAGUAAGCUCUAAGUUUAAGUGAAAUCAAUGAAAAAUAUUGCUCUUAAAAUUAGUGCACUGAUCAAGCAAUCACUAUGUAUAUUAUAUGAAGUUGGGUCAGUUCAUUUGCUGCAUAGUUAAAAGGAUAUGAAAUUGAAAAUGUGUUGUUUUUUUUAAAAUAUAGGAUAUAUUCUCAUGGUUUUCUUUGUUGAAGAGCAUAUCUAGGUAGAUAGCGUUUACAUGUCUGAAGCAAUAUAUAGCAGCAAAUUUGCAAGAAUGCUUUAAAAAAAUGUUAUGCACUUUUGAGCAGCACUAGCUAGCAGCAGUCAUGUACAACGUAUAACAUUGUUAAAAACAUUCUUGCAAAUUUGCAAUAUAGACGUGUGCACGCUGCCUAGGUAGGUAUGUUCUACAACAAAGAAUACCAAAAGAACAAAGUUAGUUUGAUAAUAGAGGUAAUUCGUAAAGUUUUUUUUAAUGAAAAAAAUUGGAGUUCAUGUCACUUUAAGAAUAGAAUUCUGAUCAGUCUCUUUAGGGAGUGUGGAAAAGCAUAUUUUUUUACAGUAAAAGCAAGCAAAGCAAAUCAGGAAUAUAUAUAUAUAUAUAUAUAUAUAUAUAUAGUGCAAUGUUAUUUAAUUUCAAAUAAUUAUUAGGGAGAAUUACAUUUUAAGAUUAAUGUCCAUUUAAAAACAAAAAGAAAUUGCCAAUAUUGGGGCAGAUUACGAGUGGAGCUCAAUAUUGCGCUUACGCGAUAUUUGCGCUCCACUUAGUUAUACCAUCGCACAUAAAUGUGCACUGGUAUUACAAGUACAGCGCAAUGCGAACACAACCUCACGUUCUCAUUCCCGAAAGCCAAGUGCUCAUGAGAGCGCACUUCCAUAGUCUCCAAUGGGAGCCUCAAUUUCAUGGCAGCAGCCACGGCAAACAACCUAGCGCAGUGCAGGGGACAAAUUGUGCAGCUUUGGAUAGCAAUAAAUAUAUAUAUAUGUAUAUAAGCAUAUAAACACAUAAAUAUAUAUAUAUACACAUAUUAACACAUAAAUAUAUAUGUAUAUACACAUAUUAACACAUAAAUAUAUAUGUAUAUACACAUAGUAACACAUAAAUAUAUAUGUAUAUACACAUAUUAACACAUAACUAUAUAUGUAUAUACACAUAUUAACACAUAAAUAUAUAUGUAUAUAAGCAUAUAAACACAAAUAUAUAUGUAUAAGAGCACAUAAACACAUAAAUAUAUAUGUAUAUAAGCAUAUAAACACAAAUAUAUAUGUAUAAGAGCACAUAAACACAUAAAUAUAUAUGUAUAUAAACACAAAUAUAUAUGUAUAAGAGCACAUAAAUAUAUAUGUAUAUAAGCAUAUAAACACAUAAAUAUAUAUGUAUAUACACAUAUUAACACAUAAAUAUAUAUGUAUAUACACAUAUUAGCACAUAAAUAUAUGUGUAUAUAAGCAUAUUAACACAUAAAUAUAUAUGUAUAUACACAUACUAACACAUAAAUAUAUAUAUAUAUAAGCAUAUAAACACAUAAAUAUAUAUGUAUAUAAGCAUAUAAACACAUAAGUAUAUAUGUAUAUAAAUACAAAUAUAUAUGUAUAUAAGCAUAUAAACACAUAAAUAUAUAUGUAUAUAAGCAUAUAAAUAUAUAAAUAUAGUUGUAUAUAAGCACAUAAAUAUAUAUGUAUAUACACAUAUUAACACAUAAAUAUAUAUGUAUAUACACAUAUUAACACAUAAAUAUAUAUGUAUAUACACAUAUAAACACAUAAAUAUAUAUGUAUAUAAGCAUAUAAACACAUAAAUAUAUAUCUAUAUACACAUAUUAACACAUAAAUAUAUAUGCAUAUACAUAUAUGUUUAUAGUGAAAACACCAUCACCCAUUGACCUCUAUGUAAAGGCACACCCCACAUCCCCUCACUAUAACUCCUUAUAACUGCUUCGUACAGUUUAAAAAAAAAAAAUAAUAAUAAUAAAGAUGCUCAUGUUUAUAUUUUAUAUUCAUAUACUGUCAUCUUUAUUUUGGGGGCAAUCGGGGCAACUUUUUAUUUUUAACCAGAGGUCUGACCUCUGGUUAAUUGCGCUUAGUGCAAAGUGAAACCCCAAUCUCGCAGUUACUUUAACCAGCCACUUGUAAUGGCAGGUUAUUUAACGUGCACCAGUAAACGGGCAAAUUUGCGGGCGCACGCUAAGAUAGGGCUCCAUUCGCAAUAUGGCUCUUAACAAGCUUGUUACAUUGUAACUGCUGUUAGGUAGAGGUGCUGGUGUCAAAAUUACCAACUCCCUCUUUUAGAAAAAAAAAUUGGGGCUUGGAGGAGAUAAUAGUUUUAGCACCUUUUUGUGUAACUCAGCUCCAAAUAUUGCACUUCUGACAAUGCUAAACCUGGGAAUUUAAUGUUACUAUAAACAAUCGGAAAACGUAAACUAAUAAUUUUUUUUAACAAUUAACGUAAAGGUAUCCACUGCUUUGCUCAAUGAAAAAUCUACCUCACAUUUGAUAUAAAAAAAAAAUCCUUUAUUCUUUUCAACUUAAAAGUACAUUAAACCCAAAGUUUUUCUUUCAUGAUUCAGAUAGAGAAUACCAUUUUAAACAACUUUCUAAUUUACUUCUAUUAUCUAAUUUGCUUCCUUCUUUUGAUAUUCUUUCCUAAAAAGCAUAUCUAGAUAGGCUCAGUAGCUUCUGAUUGUGGCUGCACAUAUUUGCCUCAUGUGAUUGGCUCACCCAUGUGCAUUGCUAUUUCUUUAGCAAAGGAUAUCUAAAGAAUGAAGCAAAUUAGAUAAUAGAAAUAAAUUGAAAUGUUGUUUAAAAUUGUAUUCUUUGUCUGAAUCAUGAAAAAAAAAUAUUGGGUUUAAUGUCCCUUUAAAAUAUUUUUAAUUUCACAUUAUCAAUUAAGGCACAAUGAGGUUAAAAAUUAGUUAUUGAAAACUGAUUUUAUAUGUUUCAUUGAUUAGUAUCUAUUAACAGAGUAAAUAUUAUAUUGGUUUACACUGGCUCAAAGGUGCUACUGUGAAAAAGGAGUUAGGAUUAAAAAUACUGUUGGUAAGGGUGCAGGUCAUUUUUGAGAUCAGUAUUUGAGUGAUUUUUAGCCAUAACUGAUACAAGGGAUGCUGGGAAUUAAUUUCUCAGUUUGAAACAACUGUGACUUGAUAUAGACAAAAAAAAAAAUCGACAUAUGCAAUGUUUUUUUUGACAUUCAAAUUUAUUCUACCAUACACUUGUAUAAAUAGACUAAUGGUAACAUUUGAAAUUUAUUUUCAAAUGUUGACUUUUGGUUAACUAAUAUUGAAUAGAAGUCUGAUAUUGAAAAAACAAACGCUUGCAUAGAGAGACAUUUAUAUAUAUAACAUUUAUAUUUUAUUAUCAUUUUUUUGAGCAUUUUAUUAUGAUAUAUAGAACUCUGCAUAGUACGAUAAACAGCUCUCAAACCAAAAUUCUGAUUGAUUUAUAAUCUUAUAAUAUAAUUAUAAUCUACUCAUACAUAGAGUUUUUGAAACUCGUGCCCUUUUGAGAAUCAACAUUUAAAUGUCAAUAUUUGAAUAUCAUUUAAAAUUUACUUGCAAAAAAUAAAUACUCAGAAAACAUUGGAUAUCCAUUUAGAACGUAUGACUGCAGUCAACAAUUUUUUAAUAAUGAAUGUGAACUUUUUCAUAGCCCUUUUUAAAGCAAAGUAUGAUUUUACUAUAUCAAUAAAUAUAUCAGAAAUAACAAUAAAAAUGAAAGGGCACUUUUUAAAUUGUGGUUGAAACUUAAAACCAAAAAAAUGUUAAAAAUGUUGUCUGAAUUUUUUAAAUAUUAUUUUAGUGAUUUCAUGCUCAAAUGACCUAUUAAAACUCUUGUUGACACUUAUAUAAAAGCGUUGUGACCUCAUAAAAAAUGUAUUUAUAGAAUGCAGACCUGGGAAUCUGUUGUUAUUAAUAUAAUUUUAUGAUGAUUGUUUUGUCAUCAAGAGGCUGUUGGAAUGAAGAGCUGAGUCAUGAGAACAAGCUCACUGACAGCUCUUUAUAGUAUGUGUACAGAUUACUUUUAUUUAUCAUGGGGAUUAAAGGGAAUUUUUAAUUA
Molecule: messenger RNA, 5431 nt
Organism: Bombina bombina (fire-bellied toad)
Lineage: Eukaryota; Metazoa; Chordata; Amphibia; Anura; Bombinatoridae
Product: RING finger protein 225-like
Exons: 2
Coding region: 393-1028 (211 amino acids)
Biological process (GO): protein ubiquitination
Molecular function (GO): ubiquitin protein ligase activity
Source: RefSeq, a predicted model, not a curated record